Drosophila kikkawai is the source of this 2111-nucleotide messenger RNA. RefSeq names its product Rho guanine nucleotide exchange factor 4 (gene RhoGEF4). The record is from RefSeq and is a predicted model, not a curated record. Lineage: Eukaryota; Metazoa; Arthropoda; Insecta; Diptera; Drosophilidae. Gene Ontology annotation, cellular component: cytoplasm. Gene Ontology annotation, molecular function: guanyl-nucleotide exchange factor activity.
UCACACUGUACAAGCGGGCUUCGUUCAAAAAGACAGGUGCGGCGUCGUUUUCUUUUUAUUUCUCUUAGCAUAGAAAUUGAAAAGAAAAUGUUUACGCCCAGACAAAAAGGAUUUGGUAAUGGCUUUGUACCUUCGCCGCAUACGCCGCUCAGCUUCAGCCGGGAGCUGCGCCAAGUCCUGCAGGAGAGAAAUCUACUCACGGCAAAGUCACGCAGGAAAGUCUGCUCCAUGCUGGACAGCAACAAUAGCAGUCCCAUUGGCUCCCCCAAUCCAGAGUCUGGCAAACGCUUGGGCUUUCGUCUGCAGGCCAUCCAGGAGAUCAUCUCGUCGGAGAAGUCCUAUCUGGAGCAGCUAGAGCUGCUCAUGAACUACUUUGUGCGCCCACUAAAGGAGCAGGCAAUCAUCGAUGGCUCCAAUCAUACGCUGCUCUUUGGCCAGAUCGAGAUGAUCCACAAUUUGAAUGGGGAGUUCCUGCGCGAGCUGGAGGCGAAUAUGGAGAAUGUGGCGCAAGCCUUCCUGAAAAUGGCUCCGUUCUUUAAGCUGUACUCGGUGUACGCCUUUGACUAUCGCGGUGCGUUGUUUCUCAUCCAAGAUCUGAUCAGCAAGAACCCGGUUUUCCGGAAGUUUCUGGAGAAGACCGAGAGUCGUCCUGAGGUGCAGCGCAAGCUCAACUCCCUGAUGAUCGUUCCGAUUCAGCGGGUGCCGAGGUAUAAGCUUCUUCUAGAGCAGGUGUUGCUUUACACGAGCCCGGCGGAUGCGGACUACAAGCUGCUUAAGGAAUCUGUCAAGGAGAUCGAGGCGACCGCCUCUCACAUCAACACCUGUGUGGAGGAGCAGGAGAUCACCCAGUAUCUCAUUCACCUGCAAAACUCUUUGGUGAAUCGUACGCCCAACAUUGUGAAGCCUUCGCGACGUGUUAUCAAGGAGGGCAUCCUCCAGAAGAUCACGCACAAGGGCACCGAAAUCAAACGCUACUGUGUGCUCAUGUCGGAUAUAUUCAUGUACUGUAAGCUGGUCAAGGAUCGUGCUCCCCACACCGCUGUGGAGAACUCCCUCGAGUGCUGCUGCAUUUUCCCUCUGAAAAAGUGCAAAGUUUAUGAAAUGCUGCCGGGAAACUUCAAGCUAACGUGCCAGAGCGAUGGCAUUAUCUUUGGCACCGGCGAUGUGCAGCUGGCGCGCACCUGGGUGGGUUUCAUCCGCGACGCCAUCGAUCUGCAUGUUCAGUGUCGCAAGACGUUGCGCAAGGACUCGAGCAAGAGGACGCCCAUUCGCAAGAAGGACAUGAAAAAGUUUGGAACUGAUUAUGUACUGAGUCCCAACAAACGUAAAUGCGAAUAUGAAACGGUGUUCCGUAACAAGAAUCGUAGUACUGAUUCCGAGGAGGAGACCGAUGAUAGUGCUUGCUUUCCGCGCAAGCGCAAGGUUCCCGCUGCCAUCUCGCGGCCUCCAAAUAUCAGACAUAUAAACGGAAACCCCGCAACUUCUGUGUCUAUGAAGCGUUUGGCUCCACCAGCACCACCACCGCCGCCGCCUACCUCAGUUCAGUUGCGCCAUCAGCCGGGAGGAUCGGGAGAAGCCACUUCUAAGGAGAACCGCAUCUCCAAGUUGUAUAAAAAGAUUGCCACCGGCGAUAAGGUGGCCAAUGUCCGAGGCAUCCUCAAGCGCAGCAAUGUGCCGGCCCCUAAUAGCGAUCACGAUCCCAGCUACGGAUUCGCCAGUCGCUACUCGGACUCGAAGUCAUAUUUCAGGACUCACAAUGUUGACAACACCAUUCCGACAGUGGUGAAACGCGAGGAUCUAUUCAAUGGUGAGCACAUGUUUCCCGUGCAUUUAGGCAUGAGGAGCCAGGAGGAGAUUUGCUCACCGCCGCAAAAGAAGCGGGUCAAGUUUGACGACACUUUGGAUGCCGGGUCUCUGGCCAUGGACCAGAAACCCUUUGCAUUCCCAAGCAACGAAGGAGGUGACGCGGCAACACCCAAGCCCGCUUCAUUGCGUGAGCGAAUCUAUGAUUUCUUUGCCAAUCUAUUCUAGUAUUAGAUGACUUCAAACAUACAUCGAUUAUUUAAAAAAUCAUUUACAAAUAUAAUAAAACAAAUUUACAAUUCACAUUA